Messenger RNA from Dibothriocephalus latus, 3696 nucleotides. NCBI's taxonomy places the organism in Eukaryota, Metazoa, Platyhelminthes, Cestoda, Diphyllobothriidea, Diphyllobothriidae. The record is from the annotation of a GenBank genome assembly.
AUGAAUGAAUGUGUCCUGAAUGGCCAUGCACCUCAGAGUUUGGCCGUAUUUUGUGGGAUUCUGCACCAAAUCAGCGAACUGAUGCUCUGUAGCAAACAGGAGACUCAGUGUAUUGAGAAUUUGGUCGUUGCCGUAACAACCAACCUCUUUGCAUUUCUGGGUGUCCUCCUUCCGACACCCUCUUCUCCAGUUGCUGAUACGGCUGUUGGUCUGCAUUUGAUCGCACUUAUGUUCACACGCUGCCGAUUCGUUUGUGCCCAAAUGGUUCACAAGUACUCCCUCGUCUCAGUUCUGACUGCUCUUCUAACUGGUGAUGUGGAUACCCUACUGUCACAUCCACUACCCGUGUUGCUUAAUGUUGGUGAAUCGUCGUCCACGCCUUCGUCAUACGUGGGCUCACAAUCUCUUGCCGCUCUCGAAGGAAAAGAAGACUUAUUCAUGCUAGCUGCUAUCAUAUUAGACCAGUAUGAACGCGCGGUUGGGGCCAUUCGUCUGCGGAAAAAGGCAGUAGAACUCUACAAAGACUGCCAUUCUUGGAGCUGUGGCGCCACUAGGGCCCAAUGGUCAAUUGACAGAAACCGCUACGCUAUCGAGUUUCCAACCAUGACUCAGGUCAACUUGAGUAGUUCAACCACCCAAAUGACAGACUACGAAAGUAUGCUCCUUAACAUGGAGAGCCCAGAGGGUCUUUCGACGGACCUUCGUAGAAGUCUCUGCUUGGCUCUGUUGCGGCGCUUCGACCGACCGACAGGAAAACCCCUCUCUGCGGAAUGUCUUAAUUCAUUCUUGCGCCUCCUAUUAAGAUUGACUGCAUCCAGCUUUGACGAUGCCGAAACCGUGGCGAAUGCCGACUGUCUGCGGAUUUUGUUUACUCUCUCGCAUCCUUUCGAGUUCUCUUCGCAGUACUCGGCGUUUAUUUUUGAUGACCCAUCUACCGUCACCGCAACUCUGCAACAGAUCCUCAACAAAUUUGCCGAAGGAGUCUGUUCCAGUUGCCGAGAUUUGUUCUACUUACUGAGCCUUUGUGCACCUUUAGUCGCCAAGGCCGAGGACCUGGCUAUCCGUCUAAUGAAAGAGACCUUCUCGUUGGUUGUUGAUGAAAAGAGUAUCGAGGAUGGCGUCCCACCCAAGUCAUUCUCGAUUGCAAAUCCCCUGGAGACCUCUGCCAAUGAUGUCACCGUCGACCUUUCUCCAGAGUUAAACAGUCGUCAAAAGCACAUUGUUGUAUUCAUUAUUGAAGCCCUUGUGAAGCCACCAACUCCAGCAUCUGCAACCGUAAACGCGCCUGCUCAAACACCCGAUGGAUGGUCUCAUGCCGCCAAAAUGGUAGAGGGAAACAACAUGUCCAAUAAACCCAUUUCUGGUAGCGAGGCCCAGUCACACGGUAACAACCCCGAAGAACCGGCAUCGCUCUACGUUGGACUUUCCAAGCUGGAUUAUCUUCGGUACUUGGUAGAUUUGGCAAUUACCUCGAGAAAGGUUGCUGAAUUCAUAGCGAAAUAUACAGUCGAGGGUGUAAAGGGCACGGGUGACCGAUCCUCCUUCGUGUCCUAUCUCUUAACAACAGAGCUUCGGGAGCAAGCCAACAUGGAUUUGACUGUUCUUCUACUUGAGACUCUCGUCUUCAAUACCUGCCUUCCCACCCAGUCCGCCAUUAUUUCUGAAUUUAAAUCUUCUCUGAGAGAUAUUGCUGCCGCGGGCCUAGCUCUGUUGAAUGAUCCCGACGAGGGUCACAAGCGAAAUCAGCGAAUAAUAGCGCACAUGCGCUUCCUAGACCAGCUUCUCUUUCUGCCUCCGCCUAUCUCCCUCCAUGUGAUUAAGCAGAUCUACAAACGUCAAAUACCCUGUGAUAUUACAAAACUCCUAGCCCUCGCCAAUUGCAAUUUGACGAACACUCAACAAACGCUGAAUUUUAUUGUCAAAGUUCUUGAAAUUUUGACCGAAAGUGUCCAACACAACCGGGCUGAUUUGCCUGCACCCGGUAGACAGCAGCACCAUCAUCACCAACAGCAGCACCAGCAACGACAUCAGAAUUACGUCACUGUCAUGACUACAGUGGCCGACGAUUUGCACUCUGCCACUGAGACUGCCAACCCUGUAAUUUCCUCACUUGCGCCUUCAGUUGAGGGCGAACCCAUGCUGGCGAUGGAACAUGUCGACAUAACUGAGUCCCGCUCUCCCGAAGAGUCCUCGUCUACCGCCGACAUUCAUGCCCAGGCCUCUGACCUCUCCUUCUCUGACUCAGUUUUUUCACGUGGAGACAUUGUUGUGCAUAGCUUAAGUGGCCUGCAAGAUCUAAGUCGUCAGGGCAUGCGACAGUCAUCCGACACCUGGGCUCUUGCUGAAACCGCCAGUGAUCAAGAUGACAGCGACGGGGGAAACACUGAAAAUGGCCUCCUCAUUCUUGACGAUGACGAGGAAGACGAGGGAAGCGCUGGACAGGGUGGAGAAACGGAUAAUAGUCAGGAUGGCGGCGAGGAAGAUGUUGAAGAUCGUCGGAAUAUGAGUGGUUCCACAAGACGCAGAAAUUCUGAUUCUUUUGAUAGGUACAGCAUUGAAGAUGAUGAUGACCGGGAAGAUCAUUCUGGCGGCCGAAGUCUUAACGUCUUUUCGCGUAAUCGCCUUUCUCCCAUCCUCGGUGCCACUGAGUCCAUGAUGUUUGGCAGUCAUGCUGCCACCUUCUCAGGAGGAGGUGCCUUGUCGGUUGCGCAAACCAAUGCCCUACAAAAUCUCCAGCUUACUCUGCCUGCUCAACAUCCCUUACUACAGUCCCCUCACUCACACUACCCCUCGGACGAUGUCCCACUCCGAAAUGGAGGCAGUUCAGCUGGCGGUUUUUCCAAUCCACCAGCCCCCAGGCACCAACCCUUCGUAAGUACUCCAAACGUUCCAAACAACCUGACAUCAUCGCGUGAUGGCCCUGUUAUUUCAAUUCUUCUGCCGAGCUCGCGUGUCGCCGUGUCCGGUAGCUCGUCCACCAAUGUGCGAUUUGGCCGCUCCAAUCCCGCCGCCCAACUACCCCUUGUUUUGCGCACAAGUUUCAACCGGCAAAGACUAACUGCAGGCGGCUCUGGUGCGACCGCAGCCGCAGUCAUAGCCACUCCCUCUGUCGGCGGCAGUGGCCUCAAUCGCCGUCCUUAUGAAGUCUAUAAUUCCGGCUCCCAUUCCUCCACUCAGCGUAACCGUCGACGUGGAAAUGCUCCCCAGGCGACUUUGGCUUCCUCUUCUCAACCCAGCGCCCAACAUUCACAACAGGAGGCAGAUGCUCUGGCCUGGGAAAUGCUAUCCAAUGAGUUCCGUGAGCGUCUGGCCGCUCACCAGGCCUCAGUCAACAACGCAGUGACCCCUGUGUACACCACGACAGAGGCGACAGCAGAUAACUCUGGUGCAGCGGCCCAGGUGCCUUCUCUGCUACCGUCGACAGAAGAGCAACCGCCUCUCUCCGGCUCCACCGACGAUCGAUAUAUUCGGACUGGUGUUCUAUCGGAAUGGGCUCCACCUCGUGCUCCCGAUGAACUUGCUUCAGAUGUCGUGCCACAGGCCUCGAUGGAGCAUCAAGGUACUAGCCAGAGCGAUCUCGGAGUUACCGAGCUUUUCCACCUUAUCGAAAACGCAUUUGGUUGGUCUAACUUUUGGGGCACUGGAAAGAGCAUAGUUAUUCUGGGAAGACUUAGCCAAACUUUAGGUGCCCACUGA